UUCUAUAUAUAGCAAAACUCGGCGCCCUUCUGUUACAAUUCACUUUCACAGUUCCUUCUAGUCGUAUUGCCAUGGGUUCCCUAUCCGACCAGCUUCACUUUGUCUUGUUCCCUUUCAUGGCUCAAGGCCACUUGAUCCCCAUGGUAGAUAUUGGUAGACUGUUAGCACAGCGUAACGUGAUUGUUACCAUAGUUACAACACCUCAUAAUGCAGGCAGAGUCCAUAAAUCAGUUGCCAAUGCCACGGAAUCAGGGCACCCUAUCCGUUUAGUGCAACUCCAGUUUCCUUUGAAAGUAGUAGGAUUACCAGAAGGGUGUGAGAAUAUGGACAUGCUGUCUUCUUCAGUAGAGAACUGCUUCAAAUUCUUCAGUGCAGCAAACAUGAUGGAAGAAGCAGCGCAGAAAUUAUUUGAGAAGCUAACACCCAGGCCCAAUUGCAUUAUUUCAGACAUGUGCUUGUAUUACACCAGCAGGAUUGCUAGCAAGUUUCAGGUUCCAAGGAUUGCGUUCCAUGGAUUUUGUUGCUUCUGUCUCCUUUGUCUGCACAAUAUACGCUCCUCCAAGAUACUUGAGAGCAUAACUUCUGAUUUUGAAUAUUUCAUCGUGCCAGGCUUGUCUGACAAGGUUGAAUUUACUAAAGUUCAGUUACCACUUAACUAUGAUGAAACCUGGAAGGAAAUUUUGGAACCAAUGGGAGAAGCUGACCAAGCAUCUUACGGGAUUGUCAUAAAUACUUUUGAAGAGUUGGAGUCAUCGUAUGUCAAAGAGUACAGGAAGGUAAGAAAAGACAAAGCCUGGUGCAUUGGUCCAGUUUCUUUGAGCCACAAAGAUGAGCAAGAUAAGGCUCAAAGGGGUAACACGGCUUCAAUUAACGAGCACCACUGUUUAAAGUGGCUUGAUUCUCAAGAACCGAGCUCUGUAGUUUAUGCCUGUCUUGGAAGCAUCUGUAAUCUGAGGCCCUUACAAAUGAUAGAGUUGGGUUUGGGCUUAGAGGCAUCGAACAAGCCAUUCAUCUGGGUCAUAAGAGGAAAUGAUACAUCAAAAGAAGUAGAGAAGUGGAUUAAAGAGCAAGGAUUUGAGGAAAGAACAAAAGGAAGAGGGCUUGUAAUUUUGGGUUGGGCACCCCAAGUACUCAUUUUGUCACAGCCUGCAAUAGGAGGGUUCCUAACUCAUUGCGGAUGGAAUUCAACAAUAGAAGGCAUCUCCGCUGGUGUGCCAUUGAUAACAUGGCCACUAUUUGCAGACCAGUUUAGCAAUGAGAAAUUGGUAGUACAAAUGCUGAAAAUUGGUGUGAGCCUUGGAGUUAAGAAACCGUUGUUGUGGGGACAAGAAGAGAAGGCUGGGAUUAUGUUGAAGAAGGAAGAUGUUAAAAAUGCAGUAGAUAAAUUGAUGGAUGAAGGAAAAGAAGCAACGGAGAGAAGGAAACGAGCUAAAGAGUUCGGAGAGAAGGCAAAGAAGGCUGUUGAAGUGGGGGGAUCUUCUUACGUGAAUAUGACACUGUUAAUCCAAGAUAUCAUGCAACAAUCUCAUAAAACGUGUUGGAACUCGGGUCCAACCUCACAUGCUGAGGAGAUAUAGAGUGAAAGGUACUAGUUCCGUUUUGAAGUUUACAUAUUUCAAGUGAAUCUGCAAUACAUAUGGUUGUUUUCUUAUAAUCAAAGUGUAAAUUACAGCUCAGUCUUUUUCCUUCCAAAAUCCCAAUGUCUAGUUUCUAAUAAAUUAGUUAACCUGUAUGCAGAGAAAACGGUUAAAUGGUUUCUAGAUAUGAUUCGAUGAGAUUAAUGAAAGAAGUUCAUUGAUCCCUGUA
Theobroma cacao (cacao) is the source of this 1806-nucleotide messenger RNA. Lineage: Eukaryota; Viridiplantae; Streptophyta; Magnoliopsida; Malvales; Malvaceae. The record is from RefSeq and is a predicted model, not a curated record.